AUGCGACGAUUUGAAUUGGCAUUCCAUUGUGUUGAACUCAGCUCAACCCUGAUGAUAUCGGACUGUCGAGCUAGGACCGAUGGUUCGUUGACUUCUAAUUUCGUAUCCUUGUCUAUCUCACAUGAAUUCGCUCCAAAGGCUCAACGCGAAGCUGAUCAGCUCUCAGUCCAAGUGAAAGAUCUUUGCGACGAAGUAUCGGUUCUCUUUUCGGAUGCUUCCUCAGAUACCUUCAGCAACAACCAGCAGGCAUUGUGUGGACACUGUCUCACAUUGAAUCAGCGUAUAAUCAGCCUAUCUGAGGCGACCAAUCGAGCUGGUAUAAGCCAAUGGCGCCGAGAUGCUAUGCGCGAGGAGCUUUCAUCUGCCAAAAAGCUAAUUGAAAAUCGCGAAAAGGGGGCCAAGUUACAGAUAACCAAUCAAGUGGAUAUCCUCUUCUCUUCCUAUUUUUGA
This is a messenger RNA of Protopolystoma xenopodis, 450 nucleotides long. The record is from the annotation of a GenBank genome assembly. Lineage: Eukaryota; Metazoa; Platyhelminthes; Monogenea; Polystomatidea; Polystomatidae.